CCGUUGAGGGAAAAAGACCAAAACUUCCAUGCCACUGAAUUGAUCCAAGUCUGGAAACAGAUACUCCAAAUCGACAACCAACCCAUGCUCGCAAAGCUUCUUCCUUUCGAUUUGAUUUAGAUUCUCUUGCGGAAUUGGCGGAUGAUGCUAGUUCAUCCACCUCUUGCUUAUCUCAAUCCGAUCAUUUUAUGCAGAGACUUGGGCAAAUCUCUAACCGCAUCUCCCUCGCCAUGUCCUCUUCUCUUCCCUUCCAAGUUGAGGCCCUCAGCUUCUCCGAAACGUCGUUGUUCCAAGGACGAGGACACCCAUGAAGCUUCUUUUCAGGGUUUUCCGGCGCUGGCGUCGGAUGUUCCAUGGGACGGUGAGAGUGUGUGGAGCACAUUUGCGUUCUACUUGCUCAGUUUGCAUAUUCCUCUGAGCUUUGGAGGUCUGUCCGUGGUUGCACAUGUGCUUCGCCGGCCUGUUCUUGAUCCACAGACAGAGGCUUUGUCACUACUUGGAAUUCAGGUCUUUGAGUUCAUUGGAACUGUUUGCCUCCUUAAGUGCACUGCCAAGCCUCUAUUUAAGUUGAUAAGCCUCUUCAAAAGUAACAGGUCACCAAAUGGGAUGAAAACAUGGGUGGCCUCGGCAGUAGGAUUCUGCUCACUCAUCUUUUUGGUUUUCUUCAUCUCAUUCUUCGCCGACAGAGUAGUCGGGCCUAAGGCCGUUAACAAUCUCAUACUCAAGGAGAUCCUUCUAAGCAGCGACAUUUCAAGAGCAGCUUGUGUUCUUGUCUACUGCAUCAUCACCCCUUUGUUGGAAGAAAUUGUUUACCGGGGCUUUCUGCUGACAUCUAUCUCAUCCACAUCGAAGUGGCAGCAAGCCGUUGUCUUCAGCUCCGCUAUCUUCAGCGCCGUUCACUUCUCGGGCGAGAAUUCCUUGCAGUUGUUCAUCAUCGGGUGCGUUCUCGGCUGCUCUUAUUGUUGGAGCGGAGACUUGAGUACGUCCUUCCUCAUUCAUUCCUUGUACAACGCACUGAUACUCGUGAUAACAUAUACAUUAUAAAAGAUUUUGGAUUGA
Rhodamnia argentea is the source of this 1059-nucleotide messenger RNA. RefSeq lists its product as uncharacterized. The record is from RefSeq and is a predicted model, not a curated record. The transcript has 4 exons. NCBI's taxonomy places the organism in Eukaryota, Viridiplantae, Streptophyta, Magnoliopsida, Myrtales, Myrtaceae. Gene Ontology annotation, biological process: CAAX-box protein processing. Gene Ontology annotation, molecular function: metalloendopeptidase activity. Bases 142 to 1044 code for a protein of 300 amino acids. Gene Ontology annotation, cellular component: membrane.